AUCAGUUGCCGCUCGAUGCGAGGGAUAGACCGUACACCGCAAUGCACACCCCCGUAGGAUAGUUGCAAAUGCAAGUGACCCCUAUGGGUUUCACAAACGCAGUAGCAGAGGCACAGAGGAUGAUGCUCGCCGUCACAGGGGAAAUGUUUCCAGAAAAGUGCGAACUGUAUAUAUAUGAUAAUCCCGUAAAAGGCGCAAGGUACAAGGAUGAGACGGAGGUCGAGCCGGGUGUGCGAAAAUUUGUCUUGGAUCACCUGCAGUAUAUCAAGGAUCUCCUACAACGGUUCUUGCUUUAUAAUAUUACCGCGAGUGGGCCAAAGAGCAUCCUGGCUGUCCCGGAGGUAACUAUACUGGGAUUUCGCUGUGGGGCUUAUGGGAGGAGACCCGACCCAGCAAAGACAGAUAAGAUCUCUCAGUGGUCGACACCCGUGCGUACCACGACGGAAGUACGAGCCUUCCUAGGGGUGGUUGGAUUCUGGAGGAUCUUCAUCAAAGGUUUCGCAAAGAUAGCAGAACCUAUCCGCGCGAUGAUUAGGGAAGGUGGCACUAUGGGUUGGACCGAGGAUAGGGAAGAGGCAACCCAAACCCUGAAAGACAUCCUGUCGUCCGAUCAGGUUAUCUUAGCAGCACCCUGCUUCAAUGACGAAGUAGGAUGGCCCUUCAUCCUAGAGAUAGAUGGCGGCCCAAAAGCAGUAGGUGGCGUAUUGAUACAGAAAAGCGAGGAGGGCAAGGAAAGACUGAUCAGAUUCGAGAGUAGGACCUUGAAUUCAGCAGAACGGCGGUACUCACAGUUCAAGAAGAAGGUCUUAGCCAUCCUAUAUUGCCUGAAGACCUUCCAGGCAUAUUUGUUCGGAAGACGAUUCGCCUUAAGGAUCGAUCCCACCAAUGUUGCCGGGGCACUGAAGAAUUACAAGCCUAUAGAUCCGACCGUCAGCAGAUGGAUAGGCUUCAUAUGGCAAUUCGACUAUAAGGUCGAGCGAAUUGUGAGGCUUCGAAACAGGGCAGAUGGGUUGAGCAGAGUACGUAUCACGCCAGAGGGAGUAGAGGACGUGGAACCAAUUGACGCCUUCCUAGAAUACGAAGGGGGGACCCUUGUUGUGGAUAACGAAAUGGCAGACUCAGCGCUUACAACAGGCCAGUUGUUGAUUCAAACCUUGGAAAAGGGCACGCCUGAAGUAGUCGCAGAACUCAGGGAAGGAUCAGUCACCACGGUCAGGCGCAGAGAGGAAAAAGACUCGUGGGGAGUAGAAGUAGGGGCCAGAGAGGAACUGAUGGCAAUGGCUGUGGAAGGGGGAUGGGACGUCGUGAUCACGUUGGCCGAAACCUGGGCGCAGAAGGAAUGUCAAUACCUAGCCAACCAGACUUGGAAAGAGCAGGAUACGGAUCGGAAGGAACAAGAGUUCUUCCUCAUACAGAUGUAUGAGGGCGUCUUUAGAGAAAUCGGUCUGCUGCUUGUAGGGAACAAACAGCCCACCGAAGUCAGCUCCAAGGCAAAGGAGGAAGUUGAGAAGUACGUCGUAAGAAAUGCUCACCUGUUUAAGAAAGAGGAAGGGAUGAUGCCUAGGCGUGUCGUUUGUGGGAGGUCUAGGCAGCUGGACAUAAUUCAAGCAAUACAUGAUGGGCUAGCUGGAGGUCACUGGUCGUCAAAGGGGACACUUGCAAAGAUCGUGCCCCUUGUAUUUCUGGCCAGGAAUGGCAGGCAUAGUCGCAACGUACUGUCACACGUGUCUGAUAUGUUAAGAGAGGAGCUCUGUACGGGUUUACGAGCCCCUUAGACCCACUCGGGUACCAGGACCAGGGCACCUUGUUCAACUCGAUCUCGCAGUCAUGCCCGUAUCGACGGAUGGGUUUAGAUACAUUCUGGAUGCAAGGGAUAAUCUCGGUGGCUAUGUAGAGGCCGUAGCCCUCAAAAAGAGGACGGGGAAAGCAGUGGCCGAUUGGGUGGAAGAUUUCUACCUAAGACACUCCUUCGUGCGCAGGUUUAUAGCAGACAAUGGGACAUAAUUUGUUAACCAGGAGGUGUUGAACAGGCUUAAGACACUGUGCGUACCAAUCAAGAUCACUAAGCCCU
Messenger RNA from Chara braunii, 2071 nucleotides. The record is from the annotation of a GenBank genome assembly. Lineage: Eukaryota; Viridiplantae; Streptophyta; Charophyceae; Charales; Characeae.